Messenger RNA from Indicator indicator, 1263 nucleotides. RefSeq names its product glucoside xylosyltransferase 2 (gene GXYLT2). Gene Ontology annotation, molecular function: UDP-xylosyltransferase activity. The transcript is spliced from 7 exons. The record is from RefSeq and is a predicted model, not a curated record. NCBI's taxonomy places the organism in Eukaryota, Metazoa, Chordata, Aves, Piciformes, Indicatoridae. The coding region runs from base 1 to 1263 and encodes 420 amino acids. Gene Ontology annotation, biological process: protein O-linked glycosylation via N-acetylgalactosamine.
AUGCGGCUCUCUUGCAAGGUGGCGGCGGCUCUGCUGUGCCUCGGUAGCCUGCUGCUGCUCUAUCUGCUGGCAGGCAGCGCCGCCGCACCCCCGCGCCCCCCGCCCGCCCCCUCCGCGCCCGCCCGCCCCGCCGCGCCGCUAGCCCGCCGGCAGCCGCGCCUCAGCAGGAGCCCGCCGAGGAGCGGCAGCAAGCUCGUCAGUGCCAGGAAGCUGGGAGAACAGAAGCAUGCAAGACAGCCCUCGUCAGUGCAACAAUGUAUGCAUCUGGCAGUGGUGGCAUGUGGGGACCGGCUGGAAGAGACACUGAUCAUGCUGAAAUCAGCAGUUCUCUUUAGCAACAGGAAACUCUGUUUUCACAUCUUUGCUGAGGAUUCCCUCAGGCCUGAAUUUGAGAAGAAGUUAAAGGAAUGGCCUUCCUCGCACACCAAGAAGUUUGAACACCACAUUUACCCAAUAACCUUCUCAGUAGGAAACGCUCAGGAAUGGAAGAAGUUAUUCAAACCAUGUGCUGCCCAGCGCCUUUUUCUUCCGGUCAUUUUAAAGGACGUGGACUCUCUCCUUUACGUGGACACUGAUGUUCUCUUCCUGAGGCCCAUCGAGGACAUCUGGCACAUCCUGAAAGAGUUUAACUCAACACAGCUAGCUGCCAUGGCCCCAGAACACGAGAUACCAAAGAUUGGCUGGUACAGUCGCUUUGCACGUCACCCUUAUUAUGGGCCAACUGGAGUCAAUUCCGGAGUGAUGCUAAUGAAUUUAACACGGAUACGCAGCACACAGUUCAAGAACAGCAUGAUACCGAGUGGUUUGAGCUGGGAGGAGAUGUUAUAUCCCUUAUACCAAAAGUACAAAAAUCACAUUACAUGGGGAGAUCAGGAUCUGCUAAAUAUAAUUUUUUAUUUCAACCCAGAGUGUCUCUAUGUGUUCCCGUGCCAGUGGAACUACCGGCCCGAUCACUGUAUGUAUGGAAGCAACUGCAAAGGUGCAGAAGAAGAAGGUGUCUCUGUUCUGCAUGGCAAUAGAGGUGUCUAUCAUGAUGACAAACAGCCUACCUUCAAGGCACUCUAUGAAGUGAUACGUGAUUUUCCAUUUGAAGACAAUCUCUUCCAGUCCUUGUACUACCCUCUGCAGUCUAAGUUUCUGGAUACAGUGCACACUUUAUGUGGAAGAAUCCCACAAGUAUUUUUGAAGCAAAUUGAGAAGACUAUGAAGAAGGUGUAUGAAAAUCGUGUCAUUGUCUACUUGGGGGCAAACCACAGAUACUGA